Salmo salar (Atlantic salmon) is the source of this 3043-nucleotide messenger RNA. RefSeq lists its product as uncharacterized. Gene Ontology annotation, molecular function: DNA-binding transcription factor activity, RNA polymerase II-specific. Gene Ontology annotation, cellular component: nucleus. Gene Ontology annotation, biological process: regulation of transcription by RNA polymerase II. Lineage: Eukaryota; Metazoa; Chordata; Actinopteri; Salmoniformes; Salmonidae. The record is from RefSeq and is a predicted model, not a curated record.
AGAAGAAAAAGAAAACAACUGAAAAGCUUUCAUGUUGUUCUUAUUUUGACGUUUAUUAACCAACACCCUGGAACUCAAAAUAUGAUCAAUGUAACUUCACAGCAUCGCAUACCCUAGGUAGUCUUUAAUUCGCGUUGGAUACAGGACUUGGUUGAUAUACGUUAUCUAGGUGACGCUAGUUAAAUGUUAACUGCUAAUGUUAGCCAACAAUGGAUAACUGUAUGGUUUUUCACACUCAAAUAGCCUCCAUCAUGGAGGUGCUAGCGAAUGCAGCCGUGGCAGAUAUCUGUAAACUCGUAGAUGACGACUAUGCAGUGUUUCGUUUGGAAAUAACUCAAAGCCAGAAAGAAAACAGGGCAUUGCGGAGGAAACUACUGGAACUGAAGGUGGCACGGGAGCGCGCAGAGAGGACAAUGCGAGAGCGCGUCCUCGGCAGUCGUCCCAGUAGUGUCAAGAUCCUCGACCGAUACAGAGGAAUGGCAAGAGGUGAAGGACAUCUCACUGAAGGCUACAGAAGCUUUGUGAAGCCAGCGGGACACAAUACAUGGAAAGAUGACCAACCAAUCACUGUUGAUGAGGACAGUGGAACCUCAACCCAGCAUGUUAUCAUGAUAGAGUCUGCAGAGGCUGCAGGCCCAGGGGUCAAGCUGGAGAGGUCUGAAGGAGAGGAGGACCCACGGCACAGCAGAGACAUCCAGGCUGUUGCAGCGUCUGGAGUGGCACCCCCUGUAGCCACAGAGGACCUAUCCACCGCCGCUGCGCUCCAGUCCAGGAACCGACGCAGCAUCACAGAGGAGGAGGGUCCAGAGGUGUUGCUAAUAAAGGUGGAGGGGUGUGAGGAGGGUCUGGAGAACCCUGAGGGGACCAUGGUCAUGGAGGACAACCAGACUACACCUCCUGAACCCACAGAGGAACCAGCUGAGCAGCACAGGACCACACACAGUCUCACUGAGUCAGUAUACAUGGAGGAUGGGAAGCCUGAUCUGUUGCUGGUCAAAGAGGAGACAAUAGAAGAUGGACCAGAGAACACUGAUCUGCUGAGUGGAAUAAAGAUAGGGGAGCAAGGUGGUUGGCUGGAGGCUAACAGAGGAGACUGGGUGGCCAUCUUGGAUUCCCAGAUCCAGAUGGGUGCAACCAAGGGCCCAGGGGACAACAUCACUGAGCAGGCCAGGACUAGAGGCAACAUGGUGGAGCCUGCAGUCCAUGAGGAACUGCUGAUAUCCGGUGUUGCUGGUGGGAGAGACUGGAACUCUGUGGCGGGCGGUCACAAACCCUUGCCUUGGAUGAGAACCCUGGAUCAGGAGCCGUCGCUCUUCUUUCCUGAGUCAGAACCAGGAUCGAACCGCGAGGAACAAAGACUCCACCACAACCACGACACAGAACACAACCAGUGGACAGGUGGACUGAACAACCUCAGUCCUGGUGGUCAUCAGAGAGACAGAGGCUCCAGUCAGGGAUCCAGUCUGCAGCCCAGACCCUUCUCUUCACAGUCUCAGUGCAGGGAUGAAGCAGGGCCUGGUAGAGAUAGACCCUCCUGUUCCUAUGAAACAAACACCACAGUAUCGAUGAUGAACAAAGCAGGUCACCCUGGGCUUCAGCUUUUACAGAGAGUGGUGGGAGACACCCCUGGUGGAAGUCUAUCGGAAAGUCUGUCUUCUCCUUCAGGAUCUCGUCUAAUUCCUGAUGAUUGGGUUCAUAGAAAGCCUGGGCCUGGGUCUAGCCUUCCUCAGCUGCCUCAUGGUUACCCCACCAAUACAGACAGGGUCAGGAUGGGCAUUCACCACAAGAGGUACCUAGCCUAUAACACAGCACACAAUCCGAACAACACCCAAACAAUGGAUAGAGGUCAAGCAGGGAGCUCAAAGACUAACCAGCUGAGUGUGGUGGCUCCUGCUUCCAGCUACUCUGGUGUCAUUGGGUCACAACGUGGGAAGCCGAACAUUAGGACUGACGCUGACAAGCUGUAUGCCUGCCCCACAUGUGGGAAGUGCUUUGCUGAGGCGAACUAUGUUAAGAUCCACCAGAGGGUCCACACAGGGGAGAAACCCUUCAGCUGUACCCAGUGUCACAUGCACUUCGCAGAGGCUGGCACCCUGAAGAGGCACCAGAGGAUCCACACAGGGGAGAAACCAUACAGCUGCCCUCAGUGUGAGAAGAGGUUCUCACACCAGCAUCAUCUGAAGAGGCACCUGAAGGUCCACACAUGAGAAAGGCCAUUUGCCUUCUCUGAGGGUUUCAGAGAGGAACUACCUCAUGAUACACCAGCAGAAAAACCAUUACACUUCAUAACAUAAGAGGUAACCAUUCCCUCCUCAGGGUACAGGAAUCACUACUGCAACCCCCUAGUUCCUUAGAGCCACUCAAUAGCACAUUGUCUCCCCAUCAUUUGUGUUAGUGCGGUGACAUGCUGCCAACAACUUUCUCUCAUUAGCUUUAGUCCUGCCCUCUAACCUUUUUUUUGCCUUUUUGCCUUGUUCUUCCUCCAAGCUAACCCUUAUGUAUUUCUCGCUCACAUUCAGUUCUCUCCUUUUGCCCACCUAACCAUGCAUGUACUCUUUGAGGCUGUCCCUUUCCCUGAGUUCUUUAUUUGUGUGUACAGAACAUGAUUACUUUCUCAUCUUUAUCUACCCUCUUAUUUUCAUGCUGCUCAUUGGUUAGCUGUCCAUAGAUCCAAUCAGGAUGCUUCUUAAUCUUCUCUCAAGACAAAGAUUAAUUUUCAAUGCUGUCAACAGAAAAGAUCCACAGAUGCAUUUGGAAUAACGAUAGGGACAGAUUUCAGUGUUGAAUAUUCCUGAAUAGAAUAUUGCAUCCAGACAUUGUGUGAUAUAUACAGUAUAAUGCAUAUAAAAGUUUAAAAGGUCUAUUACAUAGUGUUGUGUAGGUUGACGUUCACAAAUGCCUAUUUCAUUACAUCCAUUUAACUACUUUAUUUUUUCCCAAGACCAUUUUAAUGAGAAUUAAUGCAGAUUUUCUUGUUGACGUGUGGUUUUCAUAUGGUGUAUUUAAAACUUCUUUGUUUAAUAAACACAAAAUGGGACUUUCA